UAAGGUUGGAGCUGCUCGGGUGCUGUCGGCUCGAUUUGCACGUUAAACCUUAAAAAUAAGGGCAGGCGUGGGGAAAGAGCCAUCCUCACGGAUUUUAGAUUCCAAAGGGGCUCCUUAGAAGCAAACCUGACGGAAGUAAUAGAUUGCACGUAUAAAUCCAAUCGCACUUGGAGACUUGGAGUAGUUAAUACCCGCUGCAGGUUCUGAUCAGUUUUAAAACGGGAGGCAAGAAGAAGCUGGGAAGAAGGAUCGGUUUUCUCGCCUGCAUCUUUUGUGAUGGCUUCGUAUCAUUGAUACCGGGAGAAUCUCUGACCAAUGGGCGGAAGGAUGGCUUCCGUGGGCGGGCUUUAAGAAUGGCCUUGAGUAGGCGCACGAAUUCAAGGGGCUUCUGCCCAAUGUCCUUGCAAACGCGGAGGCAUAGAGUGGCGGAGCUGUCAGUCUUCAUCUCUUGGACGAUCUCCUUCCUAGACCAUUGGAAAAACGAUGCCCAUGUUGGCAGAAGGGGGCUUGGCUUAUUGCAUUGGCAUCACCUUGCUUUGUCUAAGAGAGUUUGCAGCUGAGGCUUCAGGAUGGACAGCAGUGAGGAAUACGGUCAGUGCCCAGAUGCCCCAUGAAAUUAUAAUCCCUCAGUGGAGAGCGGAUGCAAACUCAGGCAACGCCAAGCAUCCAUCGAGAGCAGAACUCAGGAUAACAGCUGAAGGAAGAAACUUUAUUGUCGAUGUUGAAAAAAACGAGGAUCUCUUUGCACCAGACUACACUGAAACUCAUUAUACCAAAACUGGAACAGCCCAAACCAUCUGCUUGAACAAAACAGAUAACUGCUUUUACCAUGGAAGAGUGAGGGCCGUUCGUGAAUCAAGUGUGGUGCUCAGCACAUGCAGAGGUCUACGUGGCCUUAUAGUUAUAAGCAACAACCUCAGUUACGUCUUAGAGCCUCUUCCUGAUAGCCAGGAGCAUCACUUCAUCUACAGGUCUGAGCAUCUCAAAGUUCCUCACGGAAGCUGUGGAAAUGAGCAUUUGGAGUCAAAGGUGACAGAUUGGCUUGCAGAGUUGACAGGCCGAACUGAACCCCGUUACCACAGGGUGAAGAGGGAUGAUCAACAAUCAAUGAAAUAUGUGGAGCUUCUAUUAGUAGCUGAUUAUGCAGAAUUUCAGAAAAAUAAAUAUGAUCUUCAAGCAACCAAGAAUAAAUUAGUGGAAGCUGCCAAUUAUGUAGAUAAAUUCUACAGGUCGUUAAACAUACGGAUUGCUUUGGUUGGACUUGAAGUCUGGAAUGACUACAAUAAGUGUGACAUCUCUGAGAACCCACAUUCAACGCUUUGGUCAUUUCUUGCUUGGCGGCGCAGAUUACUAAUAAAUAAAAAGCACGACAAUGCCCAAUUGAUUACUGGGAUGUCCUUCCAUGGUACUACUAUUGGCUUGGCCCCUCUGAUGGCCAUGUGUUCGGCUUAUCAGUCUGGAGGAGUAAAUAUGGAUCACUCUGAAAAUGCCAUUGGAGUUGCUGCCACUAUGGCCCAUGAAAUGGGCCACAACUUUGGUAUGAGUCAUGAUUCAGUUGGCUGCUGCUCUGCCAGUCCCAGAGACGGAGGAUGUAUUAUGGCUGCUGCAACAGGGGCACCCUUCCCCAGAGUCUUCAACGAAUGCAAUAGAAAAGAGCUGCAACGAUAUCUGCAAUCUGGUGGUGGGAUGUGUCUUUACAAUAUGCCAGAUACAAGGACCUUAUAUGGAGGACAGAGGUGUGGAAAUGGGUAUCUGGAAGAAGGGGAAGAAUGUGAUUGUGGAGAAGUGGAGGAAUGUCAUAAUCCUUGUUGCAACGCUGGUAAUUGCACUCUGAAGCAGGGCGCUGAGUGUGCUCAUGGAACUUGCUGUCACAAAUGCAAGUUGGUUUCACCUGGAACUCUUUGCCGGGAACAGGAAAGAACAUGCGACUUACCGGAAUACUGUUCGGGCAAAUCACCGUUUUGCCCUGCAAACUUCUAUCAGAUGGACGGUACCCCAUGCGAGGAUGGCAGGGCAUAUUGCUACAAUGGCAUGUGCCUGACGUACGAGCAGCAAUGUUUGCAGCUUUGGGGAUAUGGAGCAAGGCCAGCCCCUGACCUUUGCUUUGAGAAAGUUAACGCUGCCGGAGAUUCCUAUGGGAACUGUGGGAAGGAUAUCAGUGGGAACUACAGGAAGUGCGACACAAGAAAUGCUAAAUGUGGCAAGAUACAGUGCCAAAGUUCUGCUUCCAAGCCUCUGGAGUCCAAUGCUGUUGCAAUUGAUACAACUAUCAAAUUAAAUGGAAGAGAAAUUCAUUGUCGUGGUACCCACGUCUAUCGAAAUGAAGGAGAUGAAGGAGAUAUAUUAGACCCAGGACUCGUGAUGACAGGAACCAAAUGUGGUGACAGUCAUGUGUGCUUUGAGGGCCACUGUCAGAAUACCUCCUUCUUUGAUAGUGGACAUUGUGGAACAAAGUGCAAUGGCCAUGGAAUCUGCAACAACAAUCACAACUGCCAUUGUUUCAGUGGAUGGGCACCUCCAUUUUGUGAUAAACCUGGAAAGGGAGGAAGCCUGGACAGUGGCCCCAUGCUUGAAAAAAGUCCUAUUCCAAUCAUCAUAGGUGUCCUGGUUUCCAUCUUGCUUUUGACUUUAAUUGGAAUAGCUUUUUGCUGUUACAAAUGGAGAGCCAAACUUGUGCCAGUUAAGAAGACUAUCUUUGCUCCCAAGAAAACCCAACAGUCCAGCACACCUCCUUCCGUUCAGAAGGAAGUGAAUGGACAUGCCAACCCAGCAUUCAAAUUGAAAACUCCACAAGGACAGAGAAAGAUUACUGAUAUACAGAAUGCACUCUCAAAAUCUGAAGUGCUAUACUGCGAGCCACCUACAGAGCUCAAGAGACAGGGUCAGCCACCACCCCCGGUUUUUCCAGCUAACUACACAAAGAAACCCCCCUUUCUGGAACAGCGUACCGAGGAGAAACAUUUGCCAAAACGAACUCCACCAAACAGACCUGCACCUCCGCCUCCAAAAGUCAUGGUUCAGCAGGAUUCUUCCAGACUAAAACCACCUCAGAGAGCACUUCCGGCUAAUCCAGUCCCUUCAAGCAACAGGACGGGAUUGUCCAAAGUGAAAACAGGAGCAGUACCAUCCUAUGGCACUUCAAAGAAUACAGGAAUACAUGCAGUCUUGGCAGAGAAUCGAGUCAUGAGAAAUCCUGGAGCGGCAAAUACUCUGAAGUUUAGAAGCUGAAAUUUGUCCUAUGGUUCUAAAAUCUGCAUCAAUUCCAUCUGGUUUCACCUGGAAUUUUCAAGGGCUUUGUUUCGUUUUUUACAAGUCUCAGACCUAAAGUAACUGAGGCCAAUUUCAGAGCAACCUUUAGGAAAGAACCUAUAUUUUGUGGCAUGGGCUGAUGCAAUUCUCUAGAAAAGGUCUAGAGAUCUCCCAAUACAUACCAAGGACCUUUCUCCAUUACAACAUUUGUUUGUUUAAAUUGGCAUGCAGAGGGAAGCAGAGGACUUAAUUACUCCUGUAAUUCAUUGUUUCAACAAUAGAUGGAUUGAUUAAUCAACAUUGCAUAAUGGAGCCAAUAUAUCCAUCUUUGAACACUUUCUGGAACAAUUAAAGAAGACAGAAAUGUGAUGCCCUAAUAUCAUCGCAUGCUGGUGAGAGAUCCUCCCAAACUACUUUAAAUCAUGUAGAAGAAUUUCCCAAUUUGAAGAAUUUUGUUGUAUAUGCAUUUAAGAGAAGAAUUUUCUUUCGCUUUAAGGAAUCUUCUUACAUAUAUUUAAUCUCUUAUAUUCUUCUAUGGCAUCAGCUAUCACUCCAAAGUUUUUUCGGUCCACACUUUUCAGAAUUUAGAAAUUUUAGUAAUACAAGUGCAGUGAGUCCAUAUUUUGCCUUGAACUUCCACGAUUCUCUGAGGUAUACUCAGGUCUAUUUCAGUAGUAGGUUUCAAAACCUGCUGCUACAGGUUUGUUAUUGGUAGCGCAUGGGCACCCACGCAGAUCAUUUUUUAUGAUGUCUGGACGGGUGGGCGGAGCCUCACGCCGCCCGAACCGGGGUGAACCCGGAGCAACCCACCACUAGUCUAUUUGCCUUGGAAUUAUAACAAGUACUGACCAGCUAUGCAGGAGUGCUUUUGUGAUGGCAAAUGUUUACCUUCAACCUUCAACUGGUCUUGACUUCAUUUCUACUCAGAUGUCUUAUGUAUCUCUGAAAUGCAACUUUGGGAAAUGAUCGCUGAUCUUUCCUCAAGUGUUACAUGAGGUAAUUUCAACAGAAAGUGAAGAAUGGAGAGAUGCUUCUAAUAUGACACCCAUCUCUAUUCCGAAGGAAAAUACGUUGAAGGAACUUCAUAAACCUUUUAUAUGAAGAGGGAAGUGGGCUGUUUUAGAGGGGACUAGAAUAGAGAAGAAAAGGACAAAAAUUAGGUUGGACUUUAUCAUGCAUGGGGAAGGGGCAGGAUUUUUUUCUGGUUUUUUUUUUUUUGGUAGAAGAGGUAGGGUAGGCUUUUAAAGCUAUAUUAUGCCUAUUUUAGGUUAACUUUAGAGUUUAUUUAUUGUCUGGUCUUGAAACAACAUUUUACGGUACAGUUGGAGAAGGUGCAAGAAUUCUUUUGCUCUGAGGGAUGUAGCAAACCCUUGACCCAAUACCCCAUGGUGUGCUGGUUCACAAGAGCCAAUUGUUACAUUUUCUUGAAUUUUGUGAGCUGAUGGAGAACAGAACUCUGAGCUACUCUACCUACAGUACACACCAAUCAUCAUUUACCAGCAUAUCAGUACCCAUUUCUCAUAUACUAGGAGACCCUCAUGGAUUUUGCUGCAUGGACUUUACCUUCCUGAGGACAAAAAAAGAUGAGAGAUAUUAUCCAGGGUUUACACAGUGUUUUUGUCACUGCUGCCCCACUCUGCUUAAGGAGUUUUUUAAAAUGUAUUUAUCUUUCAUAUAUAGACUGGGCUUAUUCACUUAAAACAUUUGAAAAUUUCCUUAAUGUAACUAGUGACUUUUUAUACUUUCUAAUUUGGCACUGGUAUAAAGAAUACAGCAAAUUUAUAAUAAGAACAAAGUCAUCAGAUAAGGUACCACAUUAACUUUUAUAACAUCAUUAUAAUGGGGAAUUUCCUGAUUGAAAUGCAAUGCAGAGCUAUUUAUAAGUGUCCAUUGAUCAGUGUUUAUGUAAGGAUGUUAACUUACUCAUCCCACAUUCAAAGUUUUAUAGGCUUCUCAUUCCAAUUCAUUAGGGGAUAUCUAAUGAUCCAGCUUAAUUAGAGGUCCACCACAGUUCACGAAGCUCAAAAUAGGCUUUUUGAUUCAUGGUGCUAGUUGAGCAGUUGAUAAACAUCUAUUGUUUGUCUAACUGUGCUCCACAAGUUGUCUUUGCACUUUAAACAACCUUGAAUUGUAGUGAAAGUCAAUUGUAACACUGAGGCAUAUCCGAGGCUUCACAAAUGUUCUCAGGUUUUAAGUGGUGCUUCCUUUAUCCUGUGGAUUUAUUUUCAGUUUGCUUUGCAGUAUGUUGGUGCUAAAGAAAUGCUGUUUGGUUUCUGAUGACGUAAAAUUGCCAUGGUUAGUCUAGGACAAGGGUCUGCAAACCUGGCUCUUUUAAGACUUGUGGACUUCAACUCCCAGAGUUCCUCAGCCACAAAGCAAAAUAUGUCUCCUCAAUACACACUAUAAAAACACUUCUACUUGAAUGUGUUGUGCUAGAACAGGGGUGUCAAACUCGAUUUCAUUGAGGACCACAUCAGGGUUGUGUUUGACUUCGGGGGGCUGGGGUGGGUGUGGCCAGUAUAGGCAUGGCCAACUCAAUGUCACUCGUGCUGGGGCGCCUGUGGUGGCCUGAGCUCUCUGCCAGUGAAAAAGGGCUCCCUUUCACCGUUUUUGCCUGAGAUGGCUUCCUGCAACCCUCUGCCAGGGAAAACGGAGCUCAGGAGGGCCUCCCACAGCCCUCGCAAGCUACGUUUUUGCUGGCAGAGGCACCGCAGGCCAGUCCUUCCCUGUUUCCAGAGCGACCCCGCGGGCCAAAUCUAAGCACCCCGUGGGCCAAAUCCAUCCCCCAGGCCUUGAGUUUGAUACCCCUGUACUAGAACAUAGUUUGAACAGUUUCAUUCUGUUGGACAAAGCUUGAAACUGUUAAAAAUAUUCUGAUCAUAGGACUUAGUGGGAAAUCUAGAUCCCUAUUUUUCAUGCCAGAGAGCUACAGACAUUUAUAAAUUAGCAUUUCAUGCCAAGUUUUAUGUAGAAAAUUUGAUCAAGUAAAAACUAAAAACCCCAAAAAGUUCUUCAAAACUUUUUGAAAAACAUUAAAUCCAGAGAGGAAACAAGAGGAACAGAGUUCUGCUCUAACCAUGUACUCUUUCCACUCUACAACUGACUUCCACAUCUGCUUAUCCAGUAUGAACUAUAACAGCAAGAACAUCACUUAAUCCUUGCUAGUUUACCGAUAUGCUGAAAAAGUAGAGAAAAGGGAACCCAGUCGUAAGCCACAAAGCAAUAGCCCAGCUGCAGUUCUCAGAACAGGUAAAGUGCUGAAAAUGACUCCAGCCUAAUUUCACGCUCAGGACAAACUGCUGUGUUUUGUUCUAACCAAACUCUUGAACCAAACAACUUUUCGCUCCAUGUUUGCAAUAGCUGAAAUGAUCAUUUUUAAAGCUAAAGUAUUUUGUGCAUUCCUAGGUGUAUGUUUCAAACCCACGCCAAUCAAGCAACUCGUUUACAGUAAGAAAGUAUCUAGAAAGUGCAGCCAUCAUACGGAGUUAUUCUUGGUCCUUUGAAGAGGAUAGAUAAAUUUUCAAUACAAUCCUAUAAUGUCAUUCAAAAUUAUGGCUGCAGGAGUUGAAGCCUUGCUGUAGCCAUAUCGUGUAAUGACUGCCUUAAUGAAAUGCAAACACAUCCUACAUUCUCAGUCUUCCGUAAUCUGAAAAUCUGUUUCCAAAACUUUGCAGAAUCAUAUUAAAAAUCCUUUACUGAGAGCCGUGGCAGGUGAAGACACAAAAAAAAUCAAAUUCUUAAUUUAGCACUGCUUUGAUAAAUAUGCACAAUCCUGCCAUUUCUUCCACUAAACUUUAUUUGGCCUAUUAUUUCAUAUUGCUUCAAGGUGUGUCUAUUUCCAAGAAUAUUUUACAGCCAAAAGGGUAUCUUAUUAAUCAGAUUGCUAGUUCUUAAAAGUGACUUCCUCAUAAGUUCUAAAAUUAGCAUCCUGCUCCCUUCUCACCGGUGCAGGAAUACAACUCUAUCUUCUCCCUCUACCUCCUGGGAAUAAGAGACAUUUCCUUGUGUGAUAAUGGAAGAGAAAAUAACUCUUCCUACAGUUACUGCAUGAUGGAGGGAAUUUUGGAACAUUUCAUAAUUAUGUUCUAGAGCAGGGGUCUCCAACCUUGGUCCCUUUAAGACUUGUGGACUUCAACUCCCAGAGUUCCUCAGCCAGCUUUGCUCUGGGAGUUGAAGUCCACAAGUCUUAAAGGGACCAAGGUUGGAGACCCUUGUUCUAGAGCAGGGUUCCUCAACCUCUGGUCUGUGGAUCUACACUGGUCCCCAGCAUGCAAGAAACCGAGCCCCAUCCACGGGAUGCAGGCAGCUUGCAAAUGCUCGACGCCUCCAGUCUGUGGAAAAACCUCUCGCCACAGAACUGGUCCCUGGUGCCCAAAAGUUUGGGGGUCACUGUUCUAAAGGAGUCUUUUCAGAUGCAGGAAAUGACAGCCUCAAUUACAGCAUAUGCCUUAAUACUGAUAAUACUUCGCAUAAUUCUGUUUUUUCGUAUGCAUGGCAUAGAUUGGGAGAAAAAUGUUACAUGGGGCUACAGCUCAAUACACAUUGAAUCAGUUUGUGCCCCUAAAAUCCUGUGAAGCUUAUUUCCAAGUUUAAUAAACACUAGAGCUGUGCAGUGCUUUGGAUUCAAAGGCAAAAGGCAAGAUGAAGAUUUACCAAAUUGGGGGAGGGAGGGAGAGGCACAGUUUUCAAGCCAUACAUUAUUUGGAGAUGAUCUUUGCUGCAUGAUCACAGGAAAAGAUAAUAUUUGAUUAAAUGGGUUCCAAAGUGCCCUUUUUGCCUUUAUAACUGAAGUACCGUACAACCCUAGACUGCACUAUAACGAUUUCCACACAAAAUGUUUUGAAGAAGCCUUUUUUUACCAUGUCUUACCACUUUGUUUUGGAGUUUACAGUAUGAUUUUUGUGUACCUAUACAAAUUGUACACCUAUACAAAUACUUGAACAAUGCAGUUCGUUGUGCCUUUUGCCUAGAUAUACUGAAUAAAUUUUGUGAUUGCUAUUUGUAUACUUGUCAUAAAUUAUUGCAUGGAGAUUGCUACUAUUAAAGAGGUAGGGGAUAAUAUUUUUUUAACCAAUUGUUCUCGUUGCUGGAGAAGUUUUCUUCAGUUUGAAUUCAAU
Molecule: messenger RNA, 8366 nt
Organism: Ahaetulla prasina
Lineage: Eukaryota; Metazoa; Chordata; Lepidosauria; Squamata; Colubridae
Gene: ADAM19
Product: ADAM metallopeptidase domain 19
Exons: 23
Coding region: 484-3228 (914 amino acids)
Biological process (GO): membrane protein ectodomain proteolysis
Molecular function (GO): metalloendopeptidase activity
Source: RefSeq, a predicted model, not a curated record